GCGGGUGGAUGCUCUCGGGCCGCCUGAGUGAGGUCUGUCUCCCCGGGCUGGUGCUUGAUGAGCGCUGCCUGGCGCCGCCGCUCGGGCUGCUGGGUUCAUUUGUUAUCCGGCGGCCUGGCUCCAUUUCUGCACGGAGGGCCCUGAGCGGCUGCGUCCGCGGCCGGCCCCCUCUCGUCUCUCUUGUGUAUCCCGCAGGCCCGGCCCUCGCCCCGCUCGGGCCUCCGCAGCCAUGAGCACGGAAGACGAGAUCAUCCGCAUCGCCAAGAAGAUGGACAAGAUGGUGCAGAAGAAGAACGCGGCUGGGGCACUGGAUUUGCUAAAGGAGCUUAAGAAUAUACCUAUGACCCUUGAGUUGUUACAGUCCACAAGAAUUGGAAUGUCAGUGAAUGCAAUACGCAAGCAAAGCACAGAUGAAGAGGUUACAUCUUUAGCAAAGUCUCUCAUCAAGUCUUGGAAAAAGCUGUUAGAUGGACCGUCAACUGAUAAAGACUCUGAAGACAAGAAAAAGGAACCUGCAUCUUCAUCACAAAACAGUCCUGAAGCAAGAGAAGAAAGCAGUUCCAGUAGCAACUCCAGCAUCAGGAAAGAUGAGGCUAAUGCUUCAUCUGAUUCCUUCAUCCCUUCUUUUCCUCGGGCUCCAAGUACUUCAGAUUCUGUACGAGUGAAAUGUAGAGAAAUGCUGGCUGCUGCUCUCAAAACAGGGGAUGACUACAUUGCUAUUGGUGCUGAUGAGGAAGAGCUGGGAUCUCAGAUUGAAGAAGCUAUAUAUCAAGAAUUGAAAAACACUGACAUGAAAUACAAAAAUAGGGUACGAAGUAGAAUAGCAAAUCUCAAGGACACAAAGAAUCCUAAUCUAAGAAAAAAUGUAUUAUGUGGGAACAUACCUCCAGACAGGUUUGCCAAAAUGACAGCAGAGGAGAUGGCGAGUGAUGAGCUGAAAGAGAUGCGCAAAAAUCUGACCAAAGAAGCUAUUAGAGAGCACCAGAUGGCUAAGACAGGAGGCACCCAGACUGACCUGUUUACAUGUGGCAAAUGUAAAAAGAAGAAUUGCACUUACACACAGGUUCAAACUCGCAGUGCUGAUGAACCUAUGACAACAUUUGUUGUCUGUAACGAAUGUGGAAACAGAUGGAAGUUCUGUUAGAAGAAACAACUGUCAAGACACCUGGACCAGUAUGAAAGAGGAUUUUGUAAUUAGUUUUAAGAACUAGGCCAGGCAUGUAGGUUCCUGCAAACAAGAAACUUUUUUUUUUUUUUUUUAAUAGCAGCAUACAUCCCUGGAGUUAACCUUUGGUUUUUGACACAACUUCCUUAAAUGCUUUCCUAUAGUUAAUAGUCAGUAGGGCCCGGAUGCUCAAUUGUAUGGUGUAUGUUUAAAAUAUUUUUUCAUUUUUAUAAGUAAGUUGACAUUAAACUUUUAUCAAUAAACUUUUGGUAACUGAAUUGUUUUUCUUAACUAUGUGAACAAUGUACUGUAUAUUUUUUUACAGUCUGAAACAUACCCACCAGACAUAUUUUACCUCUCAACGAUGUUAAAAAUGUAUGAAUGAAAUUUGUAUUGGUUUCUUAUUGGCAUAUUCCUACUAAUUUUGUGGGGAGAAAGGACAACUAACUUCAUUUUAAUUAUACCAAAUCUGCUAUGGUAUCUAAAUUGCAACUUGUUGGCUCUGUCUGGUUUGUACAUACUAUUUAUGAAUUAAUGCUUAAAUUCUGAUCAUGAAGUUUGGAACUUUGUUAAUGGAUCUAUUGACCUAUUCUGUUACAAUGCUUGGAUAAGUUUGCUUAUGUAACCAGCAUUGAUCAGUCCAAUGUAUUGUAUUGCCCUAAAGCCUGUAUAUUUCUACCACUAGAUUUUAUUUCUGGAGAAAUGACUUAAAUAGUUUGUUUAAAUUUGAUCUAAUUGGUUUGUUUUGCGUAUGUGUUUGAUACCAGAGUUUAUUUUAGACUUUGUAAAUGAGCAAAGACAUUUUGUGGCAGGCUGUUUAAAUGACGGUCAGUAAACCAGUUG
Gopherus evgoodei (Goodes thornscrub tortoise) is the source of this 2008-nucleotide messenger RNA. It is a transcript of the gene TCEA1, whose product is annotated as transcription elongation factor A1. NCBI's taxonomy places the organism in Eukaryota, Metazoa, Chordata, Testudines, Testudinidae. The record is from RefSeq and is a predicted model, not a curated record. The transcript is spliced from 10 exons. Gene Ontology annotation, cellular component: nucleus. Gene Ontology annotation, molecular function: nucleic acid binding; zinc ion binding. The coding region runs from base 230 to 1144 and encodes 304 amino acids. Gene Ontology annotation, biological process: DNA-templated transcription; positive regulation of transcription by RNA polymerase II; transcription elongation by RNA polymerase II.